CUUUUAACUUAUUUGACCAUGUCCAGCUGCAGAGGCUCCACAAUGCACACCUCUAUAAUAGCUGAAAGAACUCACAGCUCGAGGAGGUACGGAACGAGCCUGCACGUGCCGUGAUAGCUGUCUGGUGUUUUUUCCUUCGCUGCGACUGUCUCUACCUACGACUCACAAACGAUCACAACUCCAAAGACAAUAAGUCCUGAGCUACCCCUUUUUACCAACAAGUCUCAAGAGUUGGGUAUCUAGACCCUGUUGAACACUGUAUAAUCCUAUACUCCUAAGCAGGCACAAUGACGCUCAAAGACCUUCUCAAAAAGAAAGACAAGAUCAAAAACGAUGGUUCCGCAUCCUCGCAGCUCUCCCCCUCUUCCUCAGUCCCCGAAUUCACCUUCCUCCGCACAACCACGACCACGCAGUCGAUUAUUGAGCCCCCCCGCUUUCCCGGCGAUCCUCAACCGCAGCGUAAAUCGGGGCAGCUACUGUCGCCUACGGAUGGCGUGUUCGGGAGGCUGAGGAGACAAAGCAAUGCCGGCAGUCAGGGUAGAGGAAUCGCAACAGGAGGAGAUGCAAAAGGAAAGCACCCACACUCGGACGACGAAAGGGGAUCCGAACAACACAAGUUCCACGAGCGGCUACAUCUCGGGCGACGAAGAGCAGUUAGUUCGACGAAUAUACCUGACAUGUUGCCGGAUGUGGGGGAUGCGGUUGUUGCGAGGAGUGAGGAAGAGGAGGCGAAAUGGGAGAAGAGGGCGACGGUGUUGGCGAAGAGUAGGAGUGUGAGUGGAAGGCCGACUCCUAGGAUUGAGGUUGAGGAGAAGGGAGGAGGGAGGCAGAGGAGUGUGAGUGUUGCGAAGCCAAGCGAUGAUGCUGAUAUUCAGGAGGCGAUUCGGUUGCAUGAGGCUGGCAACCUUGAAGCGUCAACGAGGAUGUUUGAGAAGUUGGCGGAUCCCAACGGCCAAAACCACGCUCUGAGUCAAGUUCUCUUUGGCCUUGCAUUACGACACGGAUGGGGCUGCGAGCCCGACCCGGAGCGCGCCAUCACAUACCUUUCGUACGCGGCAUCAAACAGCGCUGAAAUCGAGUCCAUGGCGCUGUCCGCGGGUAUGAAGAAGGGCGGUGCGGCCAAGGGCGAGCUUGUGCUUGCGAUGUAUGAGCUGGCGAAUUGCUUCCGGAAUGGUUGGGGCAUCAAAAAGGAUCCCGUGGCUGCAAAGCAAUAUUAUGAAACGGCAGCUAACCUGGGCGAUACCGACGCCAUGAACGAGGUCGCGUGGUGCUAUCUCGAGGGCUUCGGAUGUAAGAAGGACAAAUUCAAGGCGGCGCAGUUUCUGCGGCUGGCCGAACAGAAGGGGAGUAAGACCCUGGGGAAUACGUGGAUCUGGAAGGAGAAGUAUAAUCCUAAAUAGGCUUGGGAUAAUGGACAGGGAUUGCGGGAUUGAGAGAUGUGGGACAGUGGGAGUGCACGCGACGUCUGUCGUGGGGGAGUUCAUGGGAUGGUGAAGGUUUUGGAAUAA
Westerdykella ornata is the source of this 1508-nucleotide messenger RNA. RefSeq names its product HCP-like protein. Gene Ontology annotation, molecular function: protein binding. The transcript is spliced from 7 exons. Lineage: Eukaryota; Fungi; Ascomycota; Dothideomycetes; Pleosporales; Sporormiaceae. The record is from RefSeq and is a predicted model, not a curated record. Bases 288 to 1400 code for a protein of 370 amino acids.